AUGGUACUGGGGGCCAGUGUAAGUAACUGUUACCGGAAGACGCCCAAAGUACCCUGUGAAGCAAAAGCUCGUAACCAGAACUACUCUAACGCAAGCCCGCUUAAGGGAGGGNUUAGUCAGCGUACAACCCUUAUCACACAUCAGAGACUCCACACAGGAGAGACACCCUACAUGUGCUCUGAGUGCGGAAAAAGCUUUAAUCACAGCUCUGCCCUGAGCAAACAUAGGAGAAUCCACACAGGUGAGAAACCUUAUGGAUGCUCUGAGUGUGGGAACAGCUUUAGUCAGCGUUCACACCUUAUCUCACAUCAGAGAACCCACACUGGAGAGACGCCCUACACGUGCUCUGAGUGUGGGAAAAGCUUUAUUCACAGCUUUUCCCUGAGCGCACACAGAAGAAUCCAUACGGGUGAGAAACGUUAUGGAUGCGCUGAGUGCGGGAAAAGCUUUAGUCAAUGUUCACACCUUAUCAGACAUGAGAGAAUCCACAGCGGAGAGACGCCCUACACAUGCUCCGAGUGUGGGAAAAGCUUCAAUCAGCGCUCACACCUUAUCGGACAUCGGAGAAUCCACACAGGAGAGAAGCCCUACACAUGCUCCGACUGUGGGAAAAGCUUUAAUCACAGCUCUGCUCUGAGUAAACAUCAGAGAAUCCACACGGGUGAGAAACCUUAUGGAUGUUCUGAGUGCGGGAAGAGCUUUAGUCAGCGUACAACCCUUAUCACACAUCAGAGACUCCACACAGGAGAGACACCCUACAUGUGCUCUGAGUGCGGAAAAAGCUUUAAUCACAGCUCUGCCCUGAGCAAACAUAGGAGAAUCCACACAGGUGAGAAACCUUAUGGAUGCUCUGAGUGUGGGAACAGCUUUAGUCAGCGUUCACACCUUAUCUCACAUCAGAGAACCCACACUGGAGAGACGCCCUACACGUGCUCUGAGUGUGGGAAAAGCUUUAUUCACAGCUUUUCCCUGAGCGCACACAGAAGAAUCCAUACGGGUGAGAAACGUUAUGGAUGCGCUGAGUGCGGGAAAAGCUUUAGUCAAUGUUCACACCUUAUCAGACAUGAGAGAAUCCACAGCGGAGAGACGCCCUACACAUGCUCCGAGUGUGGGAAAAGCUUCAAUCAGCGCUCACACCUUAUCGGACAUCGGAGAAUCCACACAGGAGAGAAGCCCUACACAUGCUCCGACUGUGGGAAAAGCUUUAAUCACAGCUCUGCUCUGAGUAAACAUCAGAGAAUCCACACGGGUGAGAAACCUUAUGGAUGUUCUGAGUGCGGGAAGAGCUUUAGUCAGCGUACAACCCUUAUCACACAUCAGAGACUCCACACAGGAGAGACACCCUACAUGUGCUCUGAGUGCGGAAAAAGCUUUAAUCACAGCUCUGCCCUGAGCAAACAUAGGAGAAUCCACACAGGUGAGAAACCUUAUGGAUGCUCUGAGUGUGGGAACAGCUUUAGUCAGCGUUCACACCUUAUCUCACAUCAGAGAACCCACACUGGAGAGACGCCCUACACGUGCUCUGAGUGUGGGAAAAGCUUUAUUCACAGCUUUUCCCUGAGCGCACACAGAAGAAUCCAUACGGGUGAGAAACGUUAUGGAUGCGCUGAGUGCGGGAAAAGCUUUAGUCAAUGUUCACACCUUAUCAGACAUGAGAGAAUCCACAGCGGAGAGACGCCCUACACAUGCUCCGAGUGUGGGAAAAGCUUCAAUCAGCGCUCACACCUUAUCGGACAUCGGAGAAUCCACACAGGAGAGAAGCCCUACACAUGCUCCGACUGUGGGAAAAGCUUUAAUCACAGCUCUGCUCUGAGUAAACAUCAGAGAAUCCACACGGGUGAGAAACCUUAUGGAUGUUCUGAGUGCGGGAAGAGCUUUAGUCAGCGUACAACCCUUAUCACACAUCAGAGACUCCACACAGGAGAGACACCCUACAUGUGCUCUGAGUGCGGAAAAAGCUUUAAUCACAGCUCUGCCCUGAGCAAACAUAGGAGAAUCCACACAGGUGAGAAACCUUAUGGAUGCUCUGAGUGUGGGAACAGCUUUAGUCAGCGUUCACACCUUAUCUCACAUCAGAGAACCCACACUGGAGAGACGCCCUACACGUGCUCUGAGUGUGGGAAAAGCUUUAUUCACAGCUUUUCCCUGAGCGCACACAGAAGAAUCCAUACGGGUGAGAAACGUUAUGGAUGCGCUGAGUGCGGGAAAAGCUUUAGUCAAUGUUCACACCUUAUCAGACAUGAGAGAAUCCACAGCGGAGAGACGCCCUACACAUGCUCCGAGUGUGGGAAAAGCUUCAAUCAGCGCUCACACCUUAUCGGACAUCGGAGAAUCCACACAGGAGAGAAGCCCUACACAUGCUCCGACUGUGGGAAAAGCUUUAAUCACAGCUCUGCUCUGAGUAAACAUCAGAGAAUCCACACGGGUGAGAAACCUUAUGGAUGUUCUGAGUGCGGGAAGAGCUUUAGUCAGCGUACAACCCUUAUCACACAUCAGAGACUCCACACAGGAGAGACACCCUACAUGUGCUCUGAGUGCGGAAAAAGCUUUAAUCACAGCUCUGCCCUGAGCAAACAUAGGAGAAUCCACACAGGUGAGAAACCUUAUGGAUGCUCUGAGUGUGGGAACAGCUUUAGUCAGCGUUCACACCUUAUCUCACAUCAGAGAACCCACACUGGAGAGACGCCCUACACGUGCUCUGAGUGUGGGAAAAGCUUUAUUCACAGCUUUUCCCUGAGCGCACACAGAAGAAUCCAUACGGGUGAGAAACGUUAUGGAUGCGCUGAGUGCGGGAAAAGCUUUAGUCAAUGUUCACACCUUAUCAGACAUGAGAGAAUCCACAGCGGAGAGACGCCCUACACAUGCUCCGAGUGUGGGAAAAGCUUCAAUCAGCGCUCACACCUUAUCGGACAUCGGAGAAUCCACACAGGAGAGAAGCCCUACACAUGCUCCGACUGUGGGAAAAGCUUUAAUCACAGCUCUGCUCUGAGUAAACAUCAGAGAAUCCACACGGGUGAGAAACCUUAUGGAUGUUCUGAGUGCGGGAAGAGCUUUAGUCAGCGUACAACCCUUAUCACACAUCAGAGACUCCACACAGGAGAGACACCCUACAUGUGCUCUGAGUGCGGAAAAAGCUUUAAUCACAGCUCUGCCCUGAGCAAACAUAGGAGAAUCCACACAGGUGAGAAACCUUAUGGAUGCUCUGAGUGUGGGAACAGCUUUAGUCAGCGUUCACACCUUAUCUCACAUCAGAGAACCCACACUGGAGAGACGCCCUACACGUGCUCUGAGUGUGGGAAAAGCUUUAUUCACAGCUUUUCCCUGAGCGCACACAGAAGAAUCCAUACGGGUGAGAAACGUUAUGGAUGCGCUGAGUGCGGGAAAAGCUUUAGUCAAUGUUCACACCUUAUCAGACAUGAGAGAAUCCACAGCGGAGAGACGCCCUACACAUGCUCCGAGUGUGGGAAAAGCUUCAAUCAGCGCUCACACCUUAUCGGACAUCGGAGAAUCCACACAGGAGAGAAGCCCUACACAUGCUCCGACUGUGGGAAAAGCUUCAAUCGGAGCUCUAACCUGAGCACACAUCGGAGAAUCCACACAGGUGAGAAAACUUAUGGAUGUUCUUAGUGCAGGAAAAGAUUCAAAAAGAGCUCACACCUUAUUAGACAUCG
Messenger RNA from Chelonoidis abingdonii (Abingdon island giant tortoise), 3671 nucleotides. Lineage: Eukaryota; Metazoa; Chordata; Testudines; Testudinidae. The record is from RefSeq and is a predicted model, not a curated record.